GCUUCCAGUUUGCGCGGCCGGCGGUGGUGUUGAGUUUCUUGGACCAGAUGAUGGUUACGCCCCCCGUGCUGGCGGCGAGGGCGGAGACUUUGCCGUCUGUGAUUUGCUCGUCCAGUUCGCGGAGGAAAGAGAGCGCGACGGCGUGUUUAUUCUCGUUGAAGCGCUUUUUUCGCUCGAUGAGCGCUUUGUCUUUCCUGGCGGGGACGGCUUUUCGGGGGGAGCCUGUUGUGAGGUCUUCGGGGUUCGGGACGAGAUUGAGGGGACGAAGGGGUUUCUGGGGGGAGAACUCGUCGUUCCAGUCGUUGACUACGUCAGCUUUCCAGAAGUCGUCUGUGCUCGGGCUGUGGGUGGCGCUGGGAAUUCUAGGGGCCUUUUUGGGCGAGACGAGGGUCUUCUUUGGGCUUGUUGGGGGUGUUGUGAAGAUGGUUUUCUUGGCUGGUUUGCGACUUGCUUUGCUGGUUGGUGGGUCGUAGCUGAGGAUCGGACAUUCUUCCUCGAAGUCUCCAGUCGAAUUUUGGUCCUUUUCGGUGGGGAAUAGACGUCUUGUAACUGGACGUGGCACUAUACUUUCUUCCUUGGUAUCGUCAUCGCUCCAGUCGAGAUGUAUAGCUUGACUUUGCUUUUCUUUCGGUGCGUCAGAUUGUGACGACGUAUCUGACCGCCUUCGUCGCACCAAUUUACUCACAGACUUCGGUGCUGGUACCGGGCUGAGAUCAUCCUCCUCGAACUCCUCCACCGAUGAAUCGUCGCUCACGAUGAAAUCGGACAUGUCGUCCACCUCAUCCUCAACAACCGAAUCGUCUUCCACUGGAGUCUCGGCUCGUACGAUAGCAGCAGGUUUCGUCGUCCUCACCCUCCUUGUCCUCGUAUCAACAACAGGCGAACCCUCUUCAGCCCGCACAACAGCAACAGGUUUCAUCACCCUCCCCCUGCGCGGUCUCGGUUUCGCAACAUCAUCUUCUUCCUCCAGUUGUAGUCCUUCCAAAUCCUCCACCACCUCGCCUACCUCCACAUCAUCGCCCAGUGCCUGCUCAACCGCCGCUUUUCCCGUCCUACGAAGCAUCCUAAUCUCCUCAUUGCCCUCCUCAAUCCUAUCCAUGCUGCCCUCAAUCCUAUCCAUGCUGCCCUCAAUCCUAUCCAUACUCCCCCCAAUUCCAUUCACACUCUCUUUAAUGCUCUCCAACUGUCCCAGUAUGUCCGCCACCAUCGCACCCGCCCGUGGCUCCUCCGCCUUCUUCUGGUUCUCCUCUACGGUCCUCCCCAUCUUCCUCGCGUUCCUCUGUGUCGCCUCCUCUUUCGCAGAUUCCACAACACCUACAGCCACGCCCCCAGAAGCAGAGGCAGAUACCAGCCCCGACGAAGCCGCUUUCCGCCUUCCCUUCCGUUCUUUCUCCCUCCCCACCUCCUUCCCAAGCGGUCGCAAGAGGGGGUUAUCAGACACCCCAUUCAACACCCUCCUCCUCGGCUUACCCUUCUUUAUCACCUCCGUCUCUUUUGCGCCAUCUUUUAUCGUCUUCCUCCCAUCUCCUAUCGUCUUAAGCUCCUUGGCCCUAAAAAUCGUCCCCAGCUCAGGCAGUUCAUCCUCGCUAUCUUCAAUCACGAUCGCUCGGCGCGCCAUGGUUUUGUCCAGAUGUAAUAAUUCCCUCGCAGCUCGUUUGCUGCUCUGUCCUGCCGUCUAUAAAUACAGAUUGUCGGUGUCGUAUGAGUGUCGCUGAUUGAAUUUCUCGAGAUAAUCGUCGUCGUCGUCGUCGAUCAAUUGGUGUUUACGGGUAAAGUUGUUGGUGGGGCAACGGGUGUGAUGAGCUAUCGCGAAGCUCUGUUGCACAGGAGGA
Molecule: messenger RNA, 1832 nt
Organism: Pseudogymnoascus destructans
Lineage: Eukaryota; Fungi; Ascomycota; Leotiomycetes; Thelebolales; Thelebolaceae
Exons: 1
Coding region: 756-1715 (319 amino acids)
Source: RefSeq, a predicted model, not a curated record